Exophiala oligosperma is the source of this 2602-nucleotide messenger RNA. RefSeq lists its product as uncharacterized. The record is from RefSeq and is a predicted model, not a curated record. Lineage: Eukaryota; Fungi; Ascomycota; Eurotiomycetes; Chaetothyriales; Herpotrichiellaceae. The coding region runs from base 1085 to 2212 and encodes 375 amino acids. The transcript has a single exon.
UGACCUGACCUGACCGAUUCAAGCCAGCUCCCAAAUAAUCUCCGUCCUUGGGCGUACCCUCUCUUCCUCCUACCUGAUGAGACAGUCCCGAUCACUACUAUCCACCCUCCACCACCACUGUCACCUCAUCUGCCUGCCUGCCUGGCUAAGAGGCCCGACCUUGGCUGCGAAACUAGACUGAGCUGCCUUUUUCGCCCAAUUCCUUCUACUACUGUUCCUGGCUCCAACGAUGACUCUUCCUUGAACCAGCUUCAAACAAGGCGCACCUCGAAACACAAGCCUUUCUGUCCAAAGCUGUGGAAUUCCUCCUGGGUUUUCUAACAGCCUCCGUAAUCUCUCCCUUCGCCAUGACUGUGCUCGAGCCACCACCAUCUCACUAAGCCCAACGUCCAAUAUUAGGAGGAGUCUGUGAGAUCUUGCCGCGAACCUUCUCUUCCCUCCUAGCCGAAUGCUCGUGCUCGGUUUAAGGCUUGCCCUACCACUGUCCAUCAAUCCCAUAGUCGCUCUUUAAGUCGACAAAGCGACAUCAUACGGCUGCGAUACCCGGCCCACCAAUCUCACCUGAGGUGACUCUUGGGUUCUGACCACUCUCAAAACAUUCCAACGUCGCUCCAACCACGUCUUUGACAGGCUUCUAGAGCAACCAUCGAACAACCACACGACCGAUCCUCCACGAACCAAUUGACGGCUUGACCAACCUCGAUUUGCCUCUCUUCCACUCAGAACUUCGCUCCUCUUUGACAGCAGCGUUAGUGUCCAGAAAACUUGAACGUCUGGACUGGCGAGCGGUGACACAACGUCCUGUUGUCGUACGAAACGAUUGCUUGCGACUGAAAGAGCGUCGGGUAUUCAUUUUACCAACACUCCCAGUCUUGCAGAGCUUGACACCCGAUAUACACCGCUACAAGGACGUGGACGCCAAUUUAAUAAUAUACCAGUCUUUACGCGCUCAAGGAUUCUUCACGACAUCCCAGUAUCGUCGUUGGUAAAGAGGCGAAACAGGUGGAAUAUAGCGGUCAUACUCAAGAUUUGACAACUCGUUUUCCCUUUCCGCAGAGGCCAUCUCAGGUCGAAGUUCAGCGCAAUGGUUAGGAAAAAGCCGUUGUUAAUCAAAGCCUGGCCAUUUACACCUGAACCGUCACCUCGACUUGAGCCUGCUAUCUAUAUUCUGGACGAUAUUUCUGAGGAGGAACUUGACAUGUCGGGCGAAGAUGUGGUACGGGCGCGGCCCAUCAGUAUGGUGUCUCGGAGGGAAGGCCUCUUGUCGCCCGGCAGACCCACACUGGAGGAUGUGCUCAACAAUACAGCGCCAUCUCCCUAUACCCUCGCCGCUUUCACAGCAUUUUUAUCACAGCAGCACUGUUUAGAAACACUCGAAUUCACCACCGAAGCAAAGAAAUAUGGCGAGAAGUAUGACGAGGCUUCUGCGCAUUUGGCUGGGAUGCCCUUAACGAGCGACACACAGCAAGGCUGGGAUCUGAUCCAGGAUUGGAUUCGAAUGCUUGAUAUUUACGUUAGGCCUGGCUCGCCUCGCGAAAUCAAUCUACCGGCUGAAGAACGUGACGCCCUCGUGCGGCAACGUUGUGAAGUCAGGCCUCCCCUACCCGAAAAGCUGGAUCCAGCGGUACGGCGAAUGUUCGAUCUAAUGUCGGAAUCCAUUUUCAUCCCUUUCUGCAACAGCCUCAAGCAUUUGCCUUAUGCACAAACCUACAACGCCAUGUCAGAGUAUGCCGGCCACGGCGAUCUGGAACCCGCGCGAUUAACGUUUGACGAACGCACGAUGCACCGUCAUGCGUCACGACGGCGGCGGUCCCCUCCAAACACCUCAGAUGCCUCGUUUCAACCAUCUCGAUCACCACCUCAGCAGCAUAACCGCACUUCUACUCUAUCGUCCGCCCUGGGUCGUCAGAGUGGCAAUCGACUGUCAACGCAUGUUUCGCACUCGUCAGCCGUUUCUGAAAGUGCCUUGACGGAUAGCAGUGGCGGACCCGAAAGCCCUCCUCCUGGUGAGCACGACUCGUCCAUCACACCUCCGACAACGCCGCCUACGAGUGACCUCGGUAUGGCAAGUAUCAGCCACGGCAGCAGCGGUACCUCGCUCCAUCCGAGCAAGUCACAUCGGAGCGAAAGCGGAAGUGGAUGGAAAAAGGCCAUGAAGCUUUUCGGUGGAGGAGGAAAGAAGAAAACCGGCAGUUUCCACGAGGGUGAAUGAGACGUCGGAAACGAGCAACCAAAUGGGCAUUUUUCUUUUUUGUGUUUGAACCACCAUAUCAAAGCGUAUACCAUUCACCACUAUUGGCAUCUCAAUAAGGGACUUGGUUGGACGAGGUGUUGGAAGAGAAAUUGUACGGAAUGGGUUGGGAUCACGAAACGAUCAGAGGCGGCGUACUAUACGGGGUUAUAAAACGGAGGGACCUAAGAAUUUCUUUGAGUGUACCACAGGAAAUGAAUUGAACGGGAGCAUUUUGAGGAUCAAGAUGCGGCUAUGAGAUAUGAAACAUGCAUGCGGCGUUUGGGAAUUGGAUCAUAUUCUUACUUACCUUGCAUCAUGGAUGUACAUGUUUUACAAAACAUGGUUGGGAAUUACCUUUUAUACUCCUUC